CUUGGACUCCCGUGGAGGCCGGGGCUAAUUAGAAGACAGACAUGGCUGGAAGGCUGUGGUCUAAAGCCAUUUUUGCUGGCUAUAAACGGGGUCUCCGAAACCAAAGGGAACACACAGCUCUUCUUAAAAUUCAAGGUGUUUACGCUCGGGAUGAAACUGAAUUCUAUCUGGGCAAGCGAUGUACUUAUGUGUACAAAGCAAAGAACAACACUGUAACUCCUGGUGGCAAACCUAACAAAACCAGAGUGAUCUGGGGAAAGGUAACUCGUGCCCAUGGAAACAGUGGCAUGGUUCGAGCCAAAUUCCGAAGCAACCUUCCUGCUAAGGCAAUCGGUCAUAGAAUCCGUGUAAUGCUGUACCCCUCAAGGAUUUAAGCUUACUGAAAAGUAAAUAAAUAAAGUGUAGAUACUUUUCUUGGUUUUUCUUAAUGUCUUCAAAAAUGCAUUUGUACUUCAUUAUAUGUUUAAAACACUAGUUUGUUACCAAAGAACAUCAGAAUUACAUGUCAUGGUCAUUACAGAGAUCAAUUGAUAAUAAAUUGAUGCUGGCACCUGUAAAAAAAAAAAAA
Molecule: messenger RNA, 568 nt
Organism: Suncus etruscus (white-toothed pygmy shrew)
Lineage: Eukaryota; Metazoa; Chordata; Mammalia; Eulipotyphla; Soricidae
Product: 60S ribosomal protein L35a-like
Exons: 2
Coding region: 42-374 (110 amino acids)
Biological process (GO): cytoplasmic translation; ribosomal large subunit biogenesis
Cellular component (GO): cytosolic large ribosomal subunit; ribosome
Molecular function (GO): structural constituent of ribosome
Source: RefSeq, a predicted model, not a curated record